Molecule: messenger RNA, 1600 nt
Organism: Etheostoma cragini (Arkansas darter)
Lineage: Eukaryota; Metazoa; Chordata; Actinopteri; Perciformes; Percidae
Product: rhamnose-binding lectin-like
Exons: 17
Coding region: 98-1600 (500 amino acids)
Molecular function (GO): carbohydrate binding
Source: RefSeq, a predicted model, not a curated record
UAUAUAAGGCAAAGACAGUUCUUGAUCAAGCAUCCAGGCCCACAGUUCCAGCCAGCAUCUGUCUUACUGUUAACCUCAGACCGGAUCUUCUAAAACUAUGCGCCACCUCAGACUCAGCACCACAAUGUUGCUGGCAGCAACAUGUUCGCUCAUGACAGCAGUUGUCUCCACAGAGAAAGCUAUCACCUGUGGCAGCGACGGGAAUGUCCAGCGCCUGAGCUGUGAUACCGGAGUGAUCAGUGUGCAGACGGCGCUGUAUGGACGCGCAGACGCUGUGACCUGCAGUGAGGGAAGACCUCCGGCAGAGCUCGCCAACACACAAUGCUCUCUAGCGGGCACAGUUGACGUCCUCAAGCUAAGGUGUGAUGGCAAGAGGGAGUGUGAACUAAACAUCAACGUUUUUACUUCUAAUCCCUGCAAUGGCAUCUACAAAUACCUGGAAACCACCUACACCUGCCUCCCAGCACUUCACCUUGAUGCCUGUGAGGGCUCUUUGGCACAACUCCAGUGUGAUCUAGGGCAGGUUAUAUUUGUGUACGGUGCAGACUAUGGACGUCGUGACCAGACCACCUGCAUUUACCAACGGCCUCCCAAUCAAGUUCAAAAUAUCUACUGCUCAAGCCCCACCUCAAAAGUUGCUGACAGCUGUAAUGGAAAGAGCAGCUGUACCAUCGCAGUGAGCAACUCUGUGUUUGGAGACCCCUGUGUCGGCACCUACAAGUAUCUGGACUUGGCUUACACAUGUGAUUAUCCUGGGACCAAUCUGGGUCCAGCCUAUAUAAGGCAAAGGCGGUUCUCAAUCCAGCCUAACAGCCUACAGGUGUGUCUCAUCAAGCCAGCAUAUCUGUCUCACUGUGCGCCUCAGACCACAUCUUCCAAGACCAUGCUCUGCUUCAGACUCAGCAUCACACUGUUGCUGGCAGCAACAUGUUCGCUCAUGACAGCAGGUAAAUUAUCUGAAGUAUCCCUAGAGAAUGUUGUCACCUGUGGCAGUGAUGGGAGUGUCCAGCGCCUGAGCUGUGAUACAGGAGUGAUCAGCGUGCAGACGGCGCUGUAUGGACGUGCAAACUCUGUGACCUGCAGUGAGGGAAGACCUCCGGUACAGCUCGCCAAUACACUGUGCUCUCAAGCAGGCACAGUCGACGUCCUUAAGAAAAGGUGUGAUGGCAAGAGGGAGUGUGAAUUUAACAUCAACAUUUUAUAUACCUCUGAUCCCUGCAAGCGCAUCUACAAAUACCUGGAAAGCACUUACACCUGCCUCCCAGCAAAUCACAUUGUUGCCUGUGAGGGCUCUUCGGUGCAACUCCAGUGUGAGCAAGGAAAGGUUAUAGUUUUGUAUGGUGCAGACUAUGGCCGCAGUGACCAGACCACCUGCAUUUACCAAAGGCCUCUCGAUCAAAUUCAACAAACGUCCUGCUUAAGCCCCACACGCAAAGUUUUUGACAGCUGUAAUGGGAAAAACAGCUGUAACAUCACAGCAAGCAACUCUGUGUUUGGAGACCCCUGUGUCGGCACUUACAAGUACCUGGCGGUGGCUUACACAUGUAGCUGUGGCAGUAAGUAUCAUGAUUUUGGCUGUUUACUCCAACAGCCAAAAUAA